Lottia gigantea (owl limpet) is the source of this 753-nucleotide messenger RNA. RefSeq lists its product as hypothetical. The record is from RefSeq and is a predicted model, not a curated record. The transcript is spliced from 3 exons. NCBI's taxonomy places the organism in Eukaryota, Metazoa, Mollusca, Gastropoda, Lottiidae. The coding region runs from base 1 to 753 and encodes 250 amino acids.
AUGGCACUCAGUGUCUCAUUAUCAUCGCAUCUUGGAGCCACGGUGGAGUGUAAAUUUAGUGAAAAGAAUACUGAUGAACUAGACGGUCAACUGACGGAAGGGGAGCAUUUUAGAUUUUUUUCUCAGUUUUCUGAAAGUUUUACAGGUAGCAAUACACAUGACUACACGACCUACGACCAAAGUUCUACCCGACUACUUUUGGAUUUGGUCGCAUCCACUUCGGAUUGGUCUACGAUUGAUAGGAAUCCAAGCUCGGAUAUAAUUCAGAGUUCCUUUGAUUCACCAUUGUCUCCUUCGGAGCAGAGUCACUCGUCGCAAACAUUACAGCCAACGAUUGCGGUUACGUCAGCCAUGGAUGAAACAACAAUCUUUAUUACGUCUCCAACGUUUGAUGUAUCUUGGAUAACAGCUUCAGAUCUUGUUACGACCACCACAACAUCUUUUGCGAUCUCGUCCGUGACACCAGAUGCGUCCACAACACUCAAUACUUUAACACCUUCCAUUACGAAUACGGUGUAUAGAUUUAGGAGAGUGAAUAUGGCAACGGGAACGGUGUCUGUGAUCUAUCCAGGGCCCUUCGUUUCGCCUACUAUGUCGCAGACGGUAAUGAAGUCGUGCUCUGUUAGUAAAGAAGGCACUGAAACCACUGAAGCCACUGAAGCCACUGAAGAUGAUGACGAGGGCAGUAAUUGUAGUGAAGAAAGCGGGGACGAUGACGAUGGUGACGUAGAUCAAAGUGAUAAUGACAAAUAA